This is a messenger RNA of Dothidotthia symphoricarpi CBS 119687, 4025 nucleotides long. RefSeq names its product P-loop containing nucleoside triphosphate hydrolase protein. Gene Ontology annotation, cellular component: nuclear RNA-directed RNA polymerase complex. NCBI's taxonomy places the organism in Eukaryota, Fungi, Ascomycota, Dothideomycetes, Pleosporales, Dothidotthiaceae. Gene Ontology annotation, biological process: regulatory ncRNA-mediated heterochromatin formation. Bases 216 to 3887 code for a protein of 1223 amino acids. The transcript has 3 exons. The record is from RefSeq and is a predicted model, not a curated record. Gene Ontology annotation, molecular function: helicase activity.
AUAUUGUUGUGAAAUAUCGGUCAGCUGGUGCGUUUGUUGUGUCCGGGAAGCGACUUCCGUCCCUGGCUGAUCAACGUGACCGCGAGUUUUCACUUCACCGCAGCUUCAAAAUAUCUCACUCGCCAACACCAUCCUCAGCGAAUUAUCUCACUCGUUUUCACAGUAUUCGCCUGGCAUAUCACACAAUCCUUAUAAUCCCAGGCGGGCAAUCAAACAUGGGGAGAAGUCGCAGACCGCCAAACCGCUUCAGUCGACCGGGAAGUCACAAUCCAGCUUCUCAGGCGCGGUCAGACAAUGCAUACGCAAGCCUCGCUGGCGUAAACCAAGAUGAUGGUCAGAUGAACGCUCAUAUCCAUGAGCGAUUUGGGGAUCUCUCCUUCCGUGAUGGCGGUGCUCAUGUUCCCAAUGACAAUAUUCCUACUUCAGGGCCCUCACGAGCAAACAACGAUAUCCGCCAGUACUUUGAGCUAGCGAGGAAGCCCGUUGCAGGUGGCGCAUGGCUCGACAAACCGGAGAUACCAAGCCCUGCAGAAAUCAUGCCUGAGAGAAAGCAUGAUUUCAGCACAGGACAUCAGAAUCUCAUCGAUAUAGAUGGUCUUCGUCCGCACAGGGUCAAAGGAGCCUACGAAAGCAACGAAGAGUAUCUGUCGACAAAAUACGAGCUGAUGCGUGAGGACUGUAUUAGGGACUUCCGCGAGUGCGUGGAGGAGGUUCGUGUGGAUCCUUACAAAUUGGAGAGCGAGUAUACAAACCAGAGCAUUGGGAUAUAUGAUCCGGUGUACAUCAGGUCUCUAAUCUUCUCGCCGCGAGGGCUAGCAACACGCGUCGCCUUCUCCCUCAGUCGAGUGAAAAAGCACGUUCGAUGGGAUCAAUCCAAGAGACUCAUCACAGGUACGCUUGUGGCUCUAUCGCCCAGCGAGGACGCUUUCCAAAAGAUUUGUAUUCUUGCUACAGUGGCAGCUAGACCGCUCUCCGCAUUGGAAACCAAUCCACCAGAAAUCGACCUCUUCUUCGCUCGCCCAGAAGAUCAGGAGAUCGAUCCGAUGAAAAAGUGGAUUAUGGUGGAAUGUCGCUCUGGCUUUUUCGAGGCCAGUCGGCAUACCUUGCUUGCACUUCAGCACAUGAUGCGAGAACCCUUCCCUUUGUCAGAUUAUCUUGUUGAUGUCAAGAAGGAGGUGGAGCCUCCGGCGUACAUUCAACAUAACCCUCAUAUGAACCUGAGCUCCCUUGUCAUGAUGAAAGAUGCUGGCGAGUUCGAAAAUGUCAACAUCUUAGAGGACUGGCCUGCUUCCUCUUCGCAUUCUCUGGACAAGUCUCAGUCUCGAGCGCUUCGGCACAUGCUUAGUAGGAGCCUCGCAAUCGUCCAAGGUCCACCAGGUACUGGAAAGACUUUCGUAAGCAUUACGAACCUCAAGGUGAUGCUCGAUAAUCUACGAAAAGACGACGCCCCUAUCAUAGUCACAGCUCAAACGAAUCAUGCUGUUGAUCAGAUCCUGCGACAUGUUAUGGAGUUCGAAACCAACUUCAUUCGCUUGGGAGGAAGGAGCAAAGACAAAGACAUCAAGAAGCGCACUUUGUUUGAGGUUCGCUCUGGAAUCCCUCCUCAAAAACAACCGGGCAGUCAGAAAAUCCAAGCCACAAUCCAGAUGAGAAAACUGACCGGCGAAUGCCAAUUGCUUCUUGCGCCGCUGGAGCUGAAGCAGUCACCACUCGACCAUAACGUUCUUCUUCAAUUAGGAAUUAUAACUAAAGAUCAAGCGGCAUCAAUGGAGAUGGAAUCGCAGUCCACGAUGGGAAUAAAUACAGCCGAAGGUCCUGGAAUCUUCAUGGAAACUUGGGCAGGACGAUACCUCGACUCUUGCACUCGACCAGUCAUCCCUGACGACUUUGAUUGGGGCGGAUAUGAGGAGGAAGACUUCGAUGAGGUCGAGCAAUUGCAAGAGCUUGAAGCAGAAGCGGUUGCACGGGACGACGACGAUAUCGAGGCCCUGAAAGGCCCAGUGAUGUUGCUCAGCGAUAACCAUACAGGCAAAGGUGAUAUAUUGACUCCUGCCAAAAUCAAAACGCUUCUCCAGACAACGAGCGACCUCACCACGAUCGAAUCACGAUACCGCGGCGCAGUUUACAACUACUUCAUGCGGGAGGUGAAACGACUUCUCACCAUCAGAAUCCGUGAGCUCGCUACACGGUACGAACAAGCCGCAUUGCAGCGAAAGGUCGGUCUUUGGGAGGAGGAUGUUCGCAUUUUGCGCGAUCAACGCCUGAUCGGAUGUACUACCACGGGCUUGAGCAAGUACCGUGCUCUACUUUCAGGCCUCCGCCCACGUGUGGUUUUGGUCGAGGAAGCAGCAGAGACCCAGGAAGCGUACGUCACCGCAGCAUGCUUUCCGACUCUAGAACAUCUUAUUUUGGUUGGGGACCAUCAACAACUGCGCCCGCAUUGCCAGAAUCGCGCUUUUGAAGACGCGCCAUAUUUCCUCAAUCUCAGUCUCUUUGAACGCCUUGUUGAAAACGACGUUGACCACGAUGCUCUCAUGAGGCAACGACGCAUGAUUCCAGAGAUACGACGACUGUUGUACCCUAUUUACGGGGACAACCUGAAAGACCAUGACAGUGUGAAGGACAGCAGCAAUCGCCCACCUGUAGAAGGAAUGGGAGGCAACAACUCGUUUUUCUUCUGUCACGACUGGCCUGAAGCCCGGGAUGGCAACAUGUCCUCGUUAAACUCGAGAGAGGCGAACAUGCUUGUUGGUUUGUUUGAUUACCUUGUCCUUAACGGUGUCGAUUCGAGCACAAUCACGGUCCUGACUUUUUACAAUGGCCAGCGAAAAGAGAUAAUCAGGAAGCUCAGAGGACAAGCCAACCUUCGAGCAGUCCCAGGAUCGCAAGUCGUUACAGUCGACUCGUACCAAGGAGAAGAGAACGAUAUCGUUCUGUUAUCGCUUGUCCGCAGCAACAAAAACCACAGCAUUGGAUUUUUGUCUUCCGACAACCGCGCCUGUGUUGCUCUUUCUCGUGCCAAGCGCGGAUUCUACAUAUUCGGCAACGCAGAGCUGUUGGCAUGUGAGUCUGGAACGUGGGGCUCCGUGGUUGACAUCAUGCUUGGUAGCAAGACCAAAGUCAAGGUGAAGGUUGGUCAGAAGCGCCGAGUCGGCUACCACCUUCCCCUUGAGUGCCAGAACCAUGGGAACAAGGUUUGGAUGGAAGACCCUAGCGACUGGGAGAGCAUCAAAGGCGGAUGUGACCGUCAAUGUGGAGGUCAGCUGCCGUGUGGUCACAAGUGUCCUUAUAGGUGCCACCCCUUCGAACACGAGCAAGUUAACUGCAUGCAACAAUGCUCCAGACACGUAGAAUCAUGCGGCCAUCGCUGUGUUCAGAUUUGCUGCGAUCCGUGCAGAUGCCAGAUCUGCGACCGGCGUACCAACGGCAUGAAACCUGUGUUGAAGCCUACGCCUAAUAGGCCAAAGGGACCUUCCACAAAACACAACCUCUCGUUUGAUAAUACCUACCAAACGCCUUCAAACCCAGUGGCCUCUUCCAUGAGUCACGCAGGAUCAGGCAAUAGAGCAAGGGAAUGGCAGGCCUAUACUAAUGGGGGAGCACAAGCCGACGAUGCCCGAGCGUUGCAGAUGAGAAAGGAACAGGAGGCAGAAUUCCAAAAGACUAUAGCCGAUGCUGGGCAAGUUGCUGGCUUUCGUUCCGCAUCUGCAGGCGCUUCCUCUACACCUGCCAGACUGGCCGAAGCCUCACCGGCGAAUGGAACGGUAUCGAGUAACACCCGUUUGUUGAUCGAUAUCGACGAGAAUGUGGAUACCUUCCCGUUAGCAAACGCUGCCUCGUCGAAAGCCAAAGGAAAGGGCAAGGAUGUGUUUGAUCUGAUGGACUAGCAUCCAUGAGGUGUUAGGCACAUGAACAAGUGGUGGGGAGGUGGUCAUCCAGUAAGGUCAUGUGGCAUGGCGAGCUUUUUCCGGUCUGAGCAUGAUGGCUAUGGCUUUGGUAACGGAGGUGGGUGUUUACACGGUUCG